UGCUGCGUUGUUUGAAAACCUACCUGCAGGUCCUCUGUAAUGCCUGUCAAACACAGCAGAUCUUUAUUCGACACAUUUUCAACCGGAUAACCCCGAUCUGGCGUUUGGAUUACUACUUUAGUUAUUGUAAAUCAAUUCAUUGUUUCUUUUUUUUUUUAGCUAUUUUUUUUAUAGCGUUUGGACUUGUCCCCAGUAACGGGUACAGUCACACAGUGUCCCCACAACAGCUGACUGGGUCGCAGACAGGAGACGCACGCGUGUAUCCUCCUUCUGGUUGGGAUUUCUUUUAAAACAGGAAGACUGAAAGCUGGUCAACAUGUCGCUAAGCAGAAGUAUUGAAUUUGAACACUUUGAGGAACGAGAGAAGCCUCACCGGACACCGAGGACUAACUCUGGCUCCGGGUCCCAGUCCGGCUCCAGAGGGAACGGGGUGGUCCCCAGCCCAGCGAACAGUGCGCACUGUAGCUUCUACCGGACCCGCACCCUCCAGUCCCUCACCUCUGAGAAAAAAGCCAGAAAAGUGCGGUUUUAUCGCAAUGGGGACAGAUAUUUUAAAGGUUUGGUGUAUGCCAUAUCUAGCGACAGGUUCCGGUCCAUGGAUGCUCUGCUCAUGGAGCUCACAAGGUCUCUGUCGGACAAUGUCAACCUUCCUCAAGGAGUCCGGACCUUAUACGCUUUGGAUGGAGGCAAGAGGAUCACCAGUCUGGAUGAGUUAGUAGAGGGUGAGAGUUAUGUGUGUGCCUCAAACGAGCCCUUCAGACGAGUGGACUACAACAAGAACGUUAACCCUAACUGGGCCGUGGGCAGCAAAACAGGCACAUCGCGCUCCCUCUCCUGUCUCCUCCCGUCCAAGAGCGAUCUGCAGCGUGAGUCCAAGGACUUCAUCAAACCCAAACUAGUCACAGUCAUCCGCAGCGGAGUGAAACCCCGCAAAGCAGUGCGGGUGCUGCUCAACAAGAAGACGGCUCACUCCUUUGAUCAGGUGCUCACUGACAUCACAGACGCUAUCAAGCUGGACUCUGGAGCUGUGAGGAGGCUGUACACUUUGGAGGGCAAGCAGGUUAUCUGCCUGCAGGACUUCUUCGGGGACGAUGAUGUGUUUAUUGCGUGUGGCAUGGAGAAACACCGCCAUACGCAGGAUGACUUCCUGUUGGAUCACAGUGGUAAGGCUUCCACAGCCUUUGUGACUGAAUGCAGAGUGAUAAAGUCGUCGCACAGCCGCUCUGCGACUCCAAACCGGUCCGCCAAGAGCCCCGGACCCUCCCGACGCAACAAGUCCCCCGGUGCAGCAAGGCAAACUGUCCACUUCUCCACCAGCCAGUCUCCAGUCAAAUCCCCAGUGAACGGUAUCUCCAUCAGCCAGAUCUCAACUCCGAAGUCCACCAAGUCCUCCACUCCGUCCCCCACCAGCCCCCGAACCACCCCCACUUUCAAGAUCCCUCCAACACAUCACACCCCGUGUGCAAAUGCAAAUGGCUCUCUGAACAACCACCAGGAGCAAAACAAUCCACUCAGUCCAGAGGCAGUUAAUGGGAACGGCUACCCGCCUGCCUCUGCCAUAUCUGAGAAAUACAAGAUUGGGAAGGUCAUCGGAGAUGGGAACUUCGCUGUGGUCAAAGAGUGUGUGGAGAGGUCCACCGGAAAAGAGUUUGCAUUGAAGAUCAUCGACAAGGCCAAGUGCACUGGAAAGGAGCACCUCAUAGAGAAUGAGGUGGCAGUGCUGCGGAGGGUGAAGCACCCCAACGUCAUCAUGUUGAUCGAGGAAGUGGACACUCCCUCUGAACUCUACCUGGUGAUGGAGCUAGUGAAGGGCGGAGAUUUAUUUGAUGCCAUCACGUCCUCGGCCAAGUACACAGAGAGAGACGCCAGGGUGAUGGUGUACAACCUGGCUGCAGCUCUGAAGUACCUGCACAGCUCCAGCAUCGUCCACAGAGACAUCAAACCAGAGAACCUGCUGGUGUUUGAGUAUCCAGAUGGCACCAAGUCACUGAAACUGGGGGACUUUGGCCUGGCCACGGUGGUGGAAGGACCUUUAUACACUGUGUGUGGAACGCCUACAUAUGUGGCUCCAGAAAUCAUCUCGCAGUCAGGUUAUGGUCUGAAGGUGGAUAUCUGGGCUGCAGGUGUCAUCACCUACAUCCUCCUGUGUGGCUUCCCUCCAUUUAGAAGUGAGAACAACAUGCAGGAGGAUCUGUUUGACCAGAUCCUUCUGGGGCGACUGGAGUUCCCCAGCCCUUACUGGGACAACAUCACUGACUCAGCCAAGGAGCUGAUUGGGAAGAUGCUGCAGGUGAACGCUGAGGCUCGGUACUCAGCGCAGGACAUCCUCUCCCACCCUUGGCUCACGGACGAGGCAGUGAUGGAGAACAACAUGAAGAUGGAGGUGACAGGUAAACUGAAGACGCACUUUAACUCUGCGCCCAAUCAAAACCACACCUCGGCCGGGGUGACCGUCAUCAUGAGCACGGCUCUGGAUAAGGAGACCCUGCAGCUCGCCUCCCGCCGCCCUCGGCCUCAGACUCUCUCGUGUCCUCCCUCGGCGGCUGGAGACACCGUCCCUCCUGCAGUCAAACCAGCGUCUCCCACCAAACAGGCAUCCCCUGCCAAAAAAACUAAACCCUCCACGCCUGCUCGAGUCAAAGCACCGAACACCGCUGCUGUGCCUGAUGCUACCUCCCCCUCUGCCCCCCCCUGCUGUCUGUCCCUGACUGACGGAGAUUAUGUCCCUCCUUCUGCUCCUGUGAGGUCCAAUCAUAUCUCCUGUUCUCCCUCUGAAGAAACUCUCCCUGUUUCCUCUGAUCCUGAGAUAAGCACAUCUGCCGCCCCCGGCUUCUCUCUCCAAGCUCCCUCCCCCUCUGGCCCACCUGAUCUGUUCACCUGCAACUCUCCCUCCUCACCCGUCUCCUGCCCUUCCCCAUCAUCACCCAACAGUCCAUCCUCCCUUCCCCUCUCUUCUCCCUACAAACAGGCUUCUACUUCUCCCUCUUCUCCCGCUAAACCAGCCUCCCUUUCUCCCACGAAACAAGCCCUUAUUCCUCCCUCUUCUCCCGCUAAGCCUGCCUCUCUUUCUCCCUCAUCUCCCACCAAACUGGCUUCUCCCUCUUCCUCUCCCACAAAACCCUCCUCUCUUUCUCCCUCAUCUCCCACCAAACGAGUCUCUUCCUCAUCUCCUACCAAAGAGGCAACAUCCCUCUCUUCCUCUCCCACUAAACAAUCCUCCCCCUCCCCAGCCUCCCCCAUCAAACAGGUCAUUUUAUUCCCUUUCUCCUCCCCAACCAGACAGGAGCCUUCCUCCCCGUCUCCCAUGCAUCCCACCCUGUUUCCCUCUCCUCCCUCCACACCUCCCAGAUCAGCCUCCCCCCCCGCUGACCCUCCCUCUCUGAGCCCUGUACCUGCUGAGGAGCUGAUAGAGAUUUAAACGGUAACUCCAAUGUGACCCCUCGCUCCUUUUAUUUUCACGUGUCCGUAAACAUGGAGUAUUUCCAGUAGCUGUAAACUGAGCCAGUGACUGCUGUCCCUCUCUCUGUCCCUCUCUCUGUCCCUCUCUCUGUCCCUCUUAUCCAACUCAUGUUCAGAGACACAUGUUCUCUCAGAGUGUGUUUGUAUAUAUGUUUGUAUUUAUUAAUGGAGGAUGAGGAGAAAGGGAAUGAAACGGAGUGGUUUGUGUUUAGAAGUCAUGCAUUACUGUGUAACUUAAUGUGAAUUAUUUUGUUUAUUUAUCGUUAUCCCAUUUUGACUUGCCUGUGGCUCUUUUGUGAAUAGCUUUCCAUGACCACCACACAACUGCUUUAGCAAGAGACAGUAGAGUAAUACUACAUUAAAGUAUAUCAGAAUAUCAAAUGUCUGACCGUACUAGCCUAGCGUCCUGUAGUGCAACCCGGAUGUAACCACUAUCAGUUUGUGACAGCCCCCCCCCAUAUGGUAACCACAGCUUUUCCUAUAAAGUGUUACAGUACAUUACAGUAGGUUGACAACAUGUAGUUAUUACCUACCAAAUGAAUACAAAGGAGUUACAGUAGUAAAUGUGUCUGUCCACAGAGGUUCCUCACCUUUUUGGCUUGAAACACCUAAACAUAUACUUGUGAGCCCUUGUUAUGAGUUCUCUGCUUUUGGGCCACUCCUACCAAAGAUUCAAAUUAUUUCUAUUCGAAUACAUUUCAAGGCCUAAAAAUGAUUCAUCUUGCAAAGGGUAAAUAACAGGAUAAAACAUUCAGAUUUUGUUGCUUUCCAAUCCUGCUAAUCAUCUCCAAACCCCUCAGGUUUAUCUUGUGACCCCUCCAGAUAUCAUAAAAUAUGAGGUUUAUGUCACCACCACAAUACAAUGGAGGAUUUGUGUUUGUGGGGCCUGCAAGAUUAUUUUUAAUAACACAGAUUACAAUUAUUUGUAGUGAGAUACCAGGACACAACAUGGAAAUGUCAUUUUCAAUAAUACUGAUACAA
Molecule: messenger RNA, 4440 nt
Organism: Trematomus bernacchii (emerald rockcod)
Lineage: Eukaryota; Metazoa; Chordata; Actinopteri; Perciformes; Nototheniidae
Gene: dclk2a
Product: doublecortin-like kinase 2a
Exons: 17
Coding region: 317-3418 (1033 amino acids)
Biological process (GO): protein phosphorylation; intracellular signal transduction
Cellular component (GO): microtubule cytoskeleton
Molecular function (GO): protein kinase activity; ATP binding
Source: RefSeq, a predicted model, not a curated record